Molecule: messenger RNA, 639 nt
Organism: Dentiscutata erythropus
Lineage: Eukaryota; Fungi; Glomeromycota; Glomeromycetes; Diversisporales; Gigasporaceae
Source: the annotation of a GenBank genome assembly
AUGUCAUCUGAAAAAAACUUUGAAGAUAUUGUAAAAAAAGUUAUAGAUCUUUUCAAUAAUGACCAAUUAGAAUCCGCUUAUUUGUCAGCAAAAGAAAAUAUCGAAAAAAUUCCAUCAAAUCAUAUUUUUUAUGAUAAUAUCAUUUUUCAUUUCUCUUUAACUAUCUUAAAAUUGAAGAAAGAUGAAGAAAUCGCUAAAGUCCAUGAAUAUAAAGAUUAUUUUGAAACGUCAUCUAAAUAUUCAAAAACCAAAGAUAAAAGAAAUAUUGCUAACAAAUUUUUUUGUGAACUUUUUGAUGAAAUUUCACAUUAUGAAUCAGAGAGAAGAUUAGAAGAUAUUAUAUUUGAUACUGAACACGCAUUUGAUGAAGAAGAUUAUGAAAAUGCGUAUUCUAAACUAAAUGAAAUCAUAAAGCAAAUUCCCGCUACCCAUAAAGAAUAUAAUAAUAUUGUACACAAACUUUCAUUAUGUAUUUUGAGUUUAGAUAAGAAAAACGAAUUUAAGAGAGUUGAGAUUUUUAUUAAAUAUCUUAAAUCGUUAAGUAAUUCUGGAUCAGAAGAGGAAAAACAAGAUACUAAAAUAUUAGCUAACGAAAUUGAAAAUGAACUAUCAGAAAAAUUAUUUUCAUCUAUUGAAUAA